AUGAGGGGCGCGCGGCCCGCGACACUUAUGGCCGCGAUGGCCGCCCUGGCCCUGGCCGGCGCGCCCGAGGGCCCGCCCGCGGUCAGCUCGUGGCCGCCCGCCACCGACCUCGCCACCACCUUGCCAGCCACCGAACUGAGUGCCGCUGAGCUGAGUGCCGCUGAACUCGGCGCGGCAGAACUGGACGCUGCAGGAGUACCGGCGUGGCGAGAGCUGUGGCAGUCCUCACUGGAAGCUCUUCGCCGCGAGCCCACCAUCAACAAUACUCAAGAGGACGUGCUUGUGCAGCUAGGUGGUGUGGCCUUCCUGCACUGUCCCGUCCGCAACCUUGGCGAGCGUGGAGUGUCGUGGGUGCGGAGACGCGACUGGCAUAUUAUUAGUUCUGGUGUAUUCAUGUACACUAAUGAUGAGCGCUUCCAGGUACUUCACAGUGAAGGUUCAGAUGAUUGGGUGUUACAAAUUAAAUACGUACAGAAGCGUGACAAUGGUACAUACGAAUGUCAGGUAUCAACGGGUUCCGGCACAUUAUCAAGACUUGUCCACCUGCAUAUUGUUGUGCCCGAGGCUUUUAUUCUCGGUGCUGAAGAGUACCACGUAGACGCUGGCUCUACCAUAAACCUCGUCUGUAUCAUCGAAAAGAGCCCGGUGCCGCCGCAGUACGUGUUCUGGUACCACAACGCACGCAUGAUCAACUACGACGCGGCGCGCGGCGUGAGCGUGCAGACGGCGCCGGGCGCGCGCACGCAGUCGGCGCUGCGCAUCCGCGCCGCCGCGCCCGCGCACUCCGGCAACUACACGUGCCGCGCCGCCAACACGCAGCCCGCGCACAUCUACGUCUACGUCUCCGAGGGCAGUGAUAAAAUGGCAGCGACGCUGAGCCGCGACUCCAGUGCUGUGCGCGCUGCUUCAGCGCUGCUAGUUCUGUGCGCGUUACUUGCUCACGUCACGUGGUCAAACACAUCUUCAUUAAACGAGUGA
Parnassius mnemosyne (clouded apollo) is the source of this 978-nucleotide messenger RNA. Lineage: Eukaryota; Metazoa; Arthropoda; Insecta; Lepidoptera; Papilionidae. The record is from the annotation of a GenBank genome assembly.